Messenger RNA from Pecten maximus, 3833 nucleotides. Its product is annotated as USP6 N-terminal-like protein. The record is from RefSeq and is a predicted model, not a curated record. The transcript has 14 exons. Lineage: Eukaryota; Metazoa; Mollusca; Bivalvia; Pectinida; Pectinidae. The coding region runs from base 127 to 2142 and encodes 671 amino acids.
GUAAAAGUGAGCUUCCUGUAGAGCACUUCCAGUGGACUAUAAGAACGAGAAAUUGAAAAAAUGUGAAACUUUCUGAAUGGAUAUGACAGGUCACAUUUUACAAGACCGUGGAAGGAUUGCUAAAACAUGAUGACCAGCUCAGACCAGUACGAUGAAGUAGAGCGAGCAUCCAGAGAAAGGAAGGAGAUUGUAGCCAAGUAUGACAAGGGUCGAGAAGAAGGGGCGCAGAUCGACCCAUGGGAGGACCCGACCUUGGAGGUGUACCAUGUCACAGACAGAUAUGGAUUCAUCCAUAAUUACCAGCUCCCUCAGAAACAAAGUGCAGCCGAGGCAAAGGCUAUUGAAGUGGAGAUUGAAAGAUCACAAAAAUGGUUGAAAAUGAUAAAAAAUUGGGACAAAUAUGCAUCUGGAGAGAAGAUGACCCGGCGUAUCUACAAAGGUAUUCCCAAUCGUGUUCGAGGAGAGGUAUGGGUGCGACUACUGGAUGUCAACAAGGUCAAGGCCGAACAAAAGGGUAUAUACAAAGAAAUGAAGACUAGGGCGAGGACCAAAUCUCCACAUAUUCGCCAGAUUGAUCUUGAUGUAAAUCGUACAUACCGGAACCACUUUGAGUUCCGAUCAAGAUAUGGUGUUCAACAACAGGCACUGUUCCAUGUGCUGGGUGCCUACUCCAUGUACAACACUGAAGUUGGCUAUUGCCAGGGAAUGAGUGAAAUCGCAGCACUGCUUCUUAUGUACAUGGGUGAAGAGGAAGCUUUCUGGGCCAUAUCCCAACUCUUUUCCUCAAAGAAACACGGAAUGCAUGGAUUUUUCAUCCCUGGAUUUCCAAAGCUAUUGAGAUUUCAAGAACACCAUGAUACUAUUCUUAAAAAAUUUAUGCCGAAGCUUCGCAGAUUUUUUGAUAAAAAUGACAUCUAUACAACAUUAUAUACUAUCAAGUGGUUUCUUCAGUGCUUCUUAGACAGGGUUCCAUACACCCUCAAUCUUCGUCUAUGGGACAUUUUGAUGCUAGAGGGAGAGGUCCUCCUCACUGGCAUGGCCUACACAAUUAUCAAGUUACACCGGCGAAAGCUUCUGAAGAUGAAUGUGGAUGACAUCCUUCAGUUUUUUCAGUCGGGACUUGAGAAAGACUUUGGUUAUGAUGAUGACACAGUGAUAGAUCAAUUACAGGUGGCAAUAGAAGAGCUAAGGAAAGCUAAAAUGGAGUUACCUCCUAAAGCUAAGAAUAAUGAACUUCCUUCACUACCAUUUGGACUGGAAAUUGAGCCAAGUAUUGAACAGAUUAUUAAGAGUAGAAACCCCGAAUCUGUUGAUGAACAUUUUAAACGCAAUCCGCACAAAGGAAAGUCAGGGUUCAUGAAAAAGCGGGGUUUGACUAGUUCUGGGACUCCAGAAAUGACUCGGAGUACAGACAGUGCGUCUAUGCAGUCGAGUAGACUUUCCGAUUAUUCUGUGGACGAUCGGUCAUCAUACUAUGAUACGGCAGCCAAUUCAAGGCUUUCCUUGGCAGAUUUUAGUUCCAAAGUUUCCAUGCAAAGCUCUAGAACUUCAUUUGCUGACGGAUCGGAGGGCGGCAGUGUUAGUAUGAUGAGGUUCACCCCCGUCAUGAACGACGCUCCUGGGGAGGGUGAACCAGCGAUGCUCAUGGAACAGGAACAACCCUCGCGGGACACAACAAUUGAGAAUCUGGCGGGAGAGUUGAAAACCCCUUCAGAGCACUCAGAAUACGACAACAUGAACGGGAACGGGCCGGAAGAGUCUAAUUACCCGUCAUCUCACAUUGUAAAUAUCCCCAUUAGUAAAUCAGACGGAUACAUCAUGAAAAAAUCUGAGCCGGUCCAGCGCACUGAUUGGGUAGAUCACGCUGAGGAUCGCUUGGUGACUGAAGCGGUGACAUUGUCGCGCAGUGACACCCUCCGACUGUCACAAGCUAAGAUACAACGCAUGAAAAACUCUCUGAGUGCCGACGAUGACGGAUUACACGAGAGUAGACAUGUGUCUAAAGUACUUAUACAAAGCUCAAGUCACCAUAACGGUUACCUCGCCACGGAGAAUGGACAUUCACCACAGAGAGUGGAAGUUCACAUGACAGCCGUUUCUACGCCGAGUUUACCGAUCUCUCGCCAACAGCAUGUAAUUUAGCAUCUGGUAGAGUCUUAUUAGUCUUCAUAGAACCUCUCAUCAUUGCACAGGGCCACAUGAUAAUACAUAUUUAUAAAACACUUCAAUUAAUUAAAAAACAUCUUCAGUUGAUUUAAUACCUGCAACAUGUCAAAUUUAGUUACAGCAUAAGAAACGAAUGUCUAAUUCUUAAAUCUUUCAAAAAUUUGAAUACAAGCACAAAAACAUAAAUUCGGAGUUUAAAUGUAAAAGAAAUAAUAAAAUUAUGAUUUGUUAAGUGAUCCUGUCUAUAAGUACCCAAAUUUUUAAUUAGUAAUUAAAAGUAUUCAUUGGUCAUUAUUUUUGGUAACCUGAACAUAUCUUGAAAUAUCGUCCGUCUAUAUACUAAGCACCUGUUUCAUUAAUAACAAAUAAUUAUACAGACAGCAGUGUUUGGGAUUAUCUAGUGUACAUCUAGCGAUGCUGAGGGGCUCUCUGCUUUGUUGUGAGAUACAAAACGUAAUAUAUAUAUAUAUUUACUGGGGACCCGGGUAUUUUUCUACCUCUCCCGUCUGUUAUCCCGUUCAAAUGUGGAGUAGAUUCUGUUUGCUUUCCUCAUCCUCAUUAACACAUAAUAUUACUGUCAUGGAUAAAACAAAACCUUAUAUGCAAAUUAGUAGAAUUAAAAAAGACAUUUUGUAUAUUUAUAGCAAAGUUCAAAAAUGACACUUAUUUAUUUAUCUGUGUAUAUAUAUUAAUCAUCUGUCUGUCGUGUGUUCUGGUAGUUUGUGAAUGUUUUAGGCAUAUGGGAUAUAAUGAUAAAAUUAUUUUGAGAAAUUGUCAUUUUUAUAAAAAUUAUUAUUUUAAAUAACACAAUAGAGAACGCUAAGUUGUAAUCAUUUUCUUAGCUACCAGUGUUUUGUCCCCAAAGUUUGCACUCAUUUUUUCUUUACUUGAGCUUAAUACAAUAAAUUAUGAAGUUGAUUCUGGUCGAGCGAGAUAUUUUCUCAAUUUUCAAAAUGUUUGUUUUGGUGUUUGUCGAGCAUGGCACUAAAUGGUGUCUUCAUCAGGAUAAAAUCAUGGUUUUAACACUGAACCUUCGUAGCCUUAUAAGGGAGAAAAAAAAAUUGGAGGGGAAAGCUUAUUACGUAGAGGAAAAUGCAUAGAAUCAGAGUUCAGUUUGUAAUAGAUCAACAAGGCAUAUCCACAGUUUUCUUUUAAGAAAUGGUAUCAAAAUAUUAACAGUUACUCUCGUUGAAGUUUCUGGGGUAACCCUGGUUGAAGUUUCUGAGGUAACCCUGGUUGAAGUUUCUGGGGUAACCCUGGUUGAAGUUUCUGGGGUAACCCUGGUUGAAGUUUCUGAGGUAACCCUGGUAGAAGUUUCUGAGGUAACCCUGGUUGAAGUUUCUGGGGUAACCCUGGUAGAAGUUUCUGAGGUAACCCUGGUUGAAGUUUCUGGGGUAACCCUGGUUGAAGUUUCUGAGGUAACCCUGGUUGAAGUUUCUGAGGUAACCCUGGUAGAAGUUUCUGGGGUAACCCUGGUUGAAGUUUCUGGGGUAACCCUGGUUGAAGUUUCUGGGGUAACCCUGGUUGAAGUUUCUGGGGUAAGUUUCUGGGGUAACCCUGGUUGAAGUUUCUGGGGUAACCCUGGUUGAAGUUUCUGGGGUAACCCUGGUUGAAGUUUCUGGGGUAACCCUGGUUGAAGUUUCUGGGGUAACCCUGGUUGAAGUUUC